AUGGCCACAUCCGAGCUGGACUCCGAGGUAGAGUUCAAACGAAGGGCCUUGCAGUUAGGAGUGAGCUCUUCCAACAUCGACUCGCUCAUCGCUUCAGGCUUCAAAACGUUCGGGCAGUACGCGUUCAGCGUCCCAAACCAGCCCGGCAGCGCGGACGAAAGCCCCUUGGUCGAUCUGCUCACUUCUUCCCUUUCAGGGGAGCCAGAUGCGGGGCAGCUUUCAUGCUUGAGACGUCUCUUCUGGGAGGCUCAUGGUUUGGCGGUUCGGGAUCUUCGUCUUCGACAGGAACAUGGCUCGGACUCCGCGUCUGACUGGUAUCACAUGGUCUCCCGAGACGGAGCCCUCGCACAGUCGCUGGCUAUGGAUUUGGCAGGCCUGGCAAGCUUCCAAGUGUCCGAGGCCUGGCACACUUACUUGUUCACGGUCCGUGAGCGUGAAGUUCCAAAGAACAUGAGGCCGGUUACCUUACAGCAAAUCUUGGAUGCCGACAAACGUCUUUGGGUUCUUCUGGCUGAGGAAGUCCGGGGAAAGAUUGUGGCUCGCCCUGGGGCGAACCCCACCUGCGAUGCAGUGAUCGAGCGCCUUUGCAUGUCGAAUGAUGUCCUCUCCUACCUCUCCCCGCAGCAUGAACUUCGGCAACCGACCCUCCCACGCUGGGAGCCCUAUACUCCUCGCGGGAGGGGCCGAGGAAAAGGGAAGGACGGGAAGGACAAAGGCAAGACGGGCAAGGCCCCAUCGACCGAGAGUGCCCCGACUCCUCCCGCAAUUCCAGAAGGGGCCCAUAGCACAACACCGGAGGGUAAACCACUUUGCUUUCUUUACAGUCGUGGCAAGUGCUGGGCCAAGAAAAAGGCUGGGCAACGUUGCGCCAAGGGCUUUCAUCUUUGCUGGUUUUGCCUCAAGGAGCAUCCUGGCUGCGAAUGCCCGACCAAGGGAGCCUUGUCAGAGGGGGACAUUGUAAAGCUUUUCGACCUCCUCCCCAAGGAGGAGCAGAGCGGAGCCCGCGACGCACAUAAGCUGGGGCAUUCUUUCACAACAGGGCUCUAUGCUAGAGUCAAGGUUGCACUAAGGCGCAACUCGCGACUGUUUCCGAAUUCAACCAAGGUCCUGGCUUCUUUUGUGACCCAAGUUCACCCUAGCCAUAAGUUUUCUUCGAUAAUCAUUUUCGACUCCGUGGAGACCUCUGUGCACACCGAUGCUCUCAAUGCCCCUGGCGAUAACUUGGUCGUUGGGCUCAGUGACUUUUCAGGCGGCGACUUGUGGGUCGAGUGGCCCGCUAACACCCCUAGGACUCCUGGCUUGUCCUACGAGAACCGGAAUCUUGGGAACGAGUCCGUGCUAGGCUUCCGUGUGCCUAGCCCCGCAGACUUGAACCAAGCGGGCCGUGUGUUUUCGCAAGAGGGAUCCCUGGCUGCGGGUUUUCGUAAGAUAGGCUGGGACACCUUGGCGAUAGUCCAGAACGAGAACAAGCUCUUUUGCUUCUGCGCGCGGGUCCUCCGAUGGGCCCUGGACAAGGGAGUUCUUGUGUGCCUGGAAGCCCCGGAGGCCCCCGACCCGCUCCGAUUCGCUUUCUCACCAACCUGUCGCAUUUGCACUCGUUGCCUGCUGCCAGCAACUGAGCUACCGCCCUCCCGAGGCAUUCACGGGGCCUUCGAUCACUUUGAGGGGUCUUCCUUUCCGGGUUCAGGGUCCCUUGGCGGUUCAGGGUCUGUGACUUCGGAGUCUGGGCCGUCUUCGGGGGAUAAAGUUCCUGUUGGCAUCUAUGCCACCCCGGCCGAGUUCGUGGAGCGAGCCCGAGCCCUUCAGCACCCUAUGGCUGGGCCCAGCUCAGUGACCGACUCCUUCAAGAAGGCCCUCUUCGCGAACCUGACCCGCAGCCCCGUUGACAUCGUGCGAGCCAGGGCCUCGUUCAUGGAGAAGGUCAAAAACCUAGCCGAUCAGCUUCAACCGGAUGAAGAAAAACUUCAUGCCUCCUUCUCACCAGAGCUCCAGUCUGUUCUUAAGGGGAAGCGAUUGCUGCUCUUUCGGAAGCUUCUCGAGAUGUACAACUAUGACGACCCUCAGGUCUGGAAGCUCCUUCGUGAUGGGCCGACGCUUACGGGCUGCCAGGACCACCCUCCUUAUGCUGAGCACCGUUACCGGCCUGCGGCGAUCCCCACGGAACAGCUGGAACGAGAGUCGUCUUGGAGAAGGCGCUUGAUUUCAUCGAAGACCAUCUUGCCCGUCGGUCCCUACAGAUCCGAGGCCGAGGUGACCGCUGCUCUGGGGCGAUCAGAUUGGGUCGCCACUCCGCGCUUCGUGCUGCUUCAGGGCUCCAAAGCCAAGCCUCGUGUCAUUGAUGACUGUCGCGCAUCGGGCUUGAAUUCUUCUUUCUCCUCUAGCGAACGGCUUCGACUGCAGGACCUUGACUGCGUGGUGGCCAUGAUCAAAUUGACUGGCCGGAUGGCGUGCAAGCGCUAUGUUCGACUGGACCUGUCCUCGGGCGAAACCCUCUGCGGGGAUCGGGUCCUGCACCUCGUGGUCCUCUGCCACCAUGACGAGGGAGGCAAACCGCUGUAUUACAUCUCCGAGUCUCUCCCCUUCGGGGCGGACGGCUCGGUAUAUGGCUUUGUUCGCGUCAGCCGAGCCAUCUCCUUCCUUAUCAACGAGGCCCUCUUGGUCCCCAGCUCUGUUUACUUCGACGACUUCCCUUCGCUCAGCCCCCGGGCCACGGCAAAGUCUGCGACGGAUGGCAUCUCCUUCCUUCUGAAAGCUCUGGGCUGGAAGUUCUCGACGGACCCCGACAAGGCCAAGGACUUUGACCGGAACUUCGAUGUGUUAGGCUGCACCUUGGACUUGUCGGGUCUAGUGGGCCCUUUCGGCUUUCUUGAAGUCGGGAACAAGCCCGGCCGCAUCGACCACAUCGUGAGUCUGCUCGACGAACUGGGCAGUGGAAGGGGCGAUCUCCGACUCGUCCCAGUGUUGCAAGGUCAGCUGAACUUCGCUUCAAACUUCGUCCUAGGACGGGCGGUGUCCCCACUGGCUCGAGCUCUCAGCUCUGCGAGUUCGUUGGAAAUUCCCGUCCUUUGCGAGAAGAUUAAGAGCCUUCUUCAGAGAUCUUCCCCCCGUAAGGUAUCGUGGCAUUCGCCGGACGCCCCGAUCCUCAUCUUCACGGAUGCUGCCUUCGAAGGGGGCGUGGCAACGAUGGGUGCAGUAGUCAUAGAUACCAUGGGAGGGACCCCCGACAUAUUUGAUGGGACCCUUCCGACCGCCAUAGUCUCUUCGUGGCAGCGAUAUGACGACGAGCAGAUCAUAUGCCAGGCUGAGCUAGCAGCUGCUGUGUGCAUUCGCUACCGCCUCCGAGCUAGAUUGGCUGGCCGGAAGUGCAUAUACUUCAUCGAUAAUGAGUCGGCAAGAUUCACACUGAUACGCGCGGUCUCGGGAGUUCCGUCGAUGCAGGCCCUUGCUUCGCUUUUCCAUCUUUGGGAUGAAGAUCAUCCCCAUUAUGCUUGGGUGGAGCGAGUCCCAUCGUCAUCAAACCCCGCGGAUUUACCAUCCAGGGGAUGCAUCGACGAUUGCGUCAGCCUCGUGAAUGGACGCUACUCAGGCGGCCUUGUCAUGCCUCCUGGAUCCGAGGGCUUUGACCCCUUGGGAAGUGCAGAAGCUUUCUCUGAGGAUAGCCCGCCUUCCUUGGUGACACUGGCCACCUCAAAGGAUUAG
Symbiodinium sp. CCMP2456 is the source of this 3699-nucleotide messenger RNA. NCBI's taxonomy places the organism in Eukaryota, Dinophyceae, Suessiales, Symbiodiniaceae. The record is from the annotation of a GenBank genome assembly.